Messenger RNA from Megalopta genalis, 1116 nucleotides. It is a transcript of the gene Ppcdc, whose product is annotated as phosphopantothenoylcysteine decarboxylase. Gene Ontology annotation, cellular component: phosphopantothenoylcysteine decarboxylase complex. Lineage: Eukaryota; Metazoa; Arthropoda; Insecta; Hymenoptera; Halictidae. Gene Ontology annotation, biological process: coenzyme A biosynthetic process. Gene Ontology annotation, molecular function: FMN binding; phosphopantothenoylcysteine decarboxylase activity. The record is from RefSeq and is a predicted model, not a curated record.
CAGGCCUAUUCCGUAUUGUUUACCGAUAUCGUAAAAAUAGUAUCGUAAAAAUACCGUCGAUAGAGUGAAGAAAUUAGUAAAUCGCAAACUAGUGGGAAGAAGAUUAAAAAGGAACCGAUAAAAAUGGCAAGCAACGCUAGAAAGAGAGUCCUGCUCGGUUGUACCGGUAGCGUAGCUACGAUUAAACUGCCACAUUUAAUAGAACGAUUACGACAAAACAAUUUGGAAGUAAGAGUAGUAGUUACGGAGAAGGCGAAGCAUUUUUUAAAAGAGGCAGACUUGCCUUCCGGGGUUCAAGUUUUAUCCGACACCGUAGAAUGGGCUGCUUGGCAAGACAGAGGCGAUCCAGUGUUGCAUAUCGACUUAGUCAAAUGGGCCGAUUUAUUCUUAAUCGCUCCGUUAGAUGCUAACACGCUCGGCAAGAUAGCUAGCGGAAUAUGCGAUAAUAUCUUGACCUGCGUGGCGCGUGCCUGGAAUCCUAAAAAGCCGUUGGUGUUUUGUCCCGCUAUGAAUACAAAAAUGUGGGAACAUCCUGUUACCGCACCGCAGAUAGCUUUACUUAAGUCCUGGGGGUAUAAGGAGGUCGGUUGCAUUUCUAAAACACUUAUGUGCGGUGAUACCGGAAUGGGUGGAAUGGCAGAGGUGGACACGAUCGUUCAGACUACGUUGAGAUUGCUUAACCCUUGGGACCCGUACUCGCCGCCGGAUCUACGUCUCUAGCAUCGGGAGAACGAAACAACAUGUUCAACGAACCGUUAUUAUCGUACAGAUUAAAUGUGAAAUAUUUUAUGGAGGAACCGAGGUAUAGAGAGUCGAUAACGUGUAAUUACAGUGAAAUUUAAAUAGUUUAUGCUGACAGUCGAGUUCAAAAGUCCAACGACAAGUUCCAACUUGUGCAAUUACGCUUCUCUGAAUACACUGUGGCCACAGCAUUUUGUUGCUCAAUCGAGAUGUUUUUUGGAAUAUCUGCACCAAAGGAAGAGUAGGUAAAGCAGAAUCUGUUCGUCGAAGCGGAAUGUAAAAAUUGUAAAGAGAUUCUGUUCACAUAUCGUUUCGAGUCGAGGAAUGAAAUAAAAGUAUGUACAUGUUUUUGUUAAAUAUAUGAGUUAAAUAAUA